AUGGGUCUUGAAAUUUCAGAAGAAUUCACGCCAAUUACGCCAAUAAGAACCGUUUCUGUUGCAAGAACAUGCAGUACAAGUACUAGCCACGGACCAAAAUUCUGUGAGGCCAAGGAAGAAGAAGCAAACGAGAUUCUCAAUUUUGAUGAAGAUGAUCAGGAGGGUAGUAGUACUCCAAGUACACCAAAGUCACCAACUCAUGUUAUGAAGUCACCAUCGCUGUGCCCACCAGCUCCAAAAAAACCUAGGCCUCCAAAGAGGAAAUUGAGUCCUCCUCCACAAGGGUUCUUUGAGAUUCCAGUACAUGAUUUAGAUUCGGUUUUUAUGGUGCUCCCAACGUGUAAUUCCAAGAAGAUCAGAGCAACUUAA
Dovyalis caffra is the source of this 369-nucleotide messenger RNA. The record is from the annotation of a GenBank genome assembly. NCBI's taxonomy places the organism in Eukaryota, Viridiplantae, Streptophyta, Magnoliopsida, Malpighiales, Salicaceae.